AGCAAGACUGGGUCGAGUCUAUACACCAUGGCGCGGACUGUGCAGUGGGAGCACGGCUCAAGUCAAAGUUCGGCACCAUCGAAUCGAACCGCUAGCGAACGAUCGUACGAAACCGUCCCCACCGAAUACAGCGUGCACAACACUCGACCUUCCAUACCUCGCCAUGAGACAUGUCUGGGUCGCGUAGAAAGCCGAGGCCACAAUUACUUUGCCGCACCCGUCAUCGACGGCCCUUCAGAGUCUCACACCGCUCGUUCUUCUGUCGACACUUACGCAUCCACAUCAGAGGAAGAGCUCGCCGACGAAUUCGACGACAUUCCCGAAUACCAUGUCCCACAAUACAACCACGAACCUCUUGUGCAGGAUGCAAUUCCGACUACAGCUCGCGAUUUUGCCGACCUUUUCCCCACCUCGAAACGUAUAUCGAUCCGCCACGACGACUCUACAAUCGAUGGAAACAUGAACUUGCGUGUCGACACUCAGAUCGAGGGGCAUCGUGGCUUGAAGCAAAACUAUACUCUGUUCCAUUUGCGCAUGCACGAUUUGCGCACUCGGGAAUUUUCCUUGCGGCGGUACUGCAGAGAGUCUGGUCGUGAAGUCUGCCAUUCCAUCCGCAAAUACAAGACUCCUGCAUCCGAAAAGCGCCCUGUCUUGCAAAGGGCUAGCACUGCCCUCGCUGGAUUGAUGCACAAGCCCGAAUCACGUCCAUCCACUUCGGCGGGCCUCAAGCGAUCGGACUCGGGCUACGAAUCGAUUCGUAACGCAGUAAACCAAGAAGAGCAUGAGUCACUCCCCAAGACUACUGGCUAUUCCAAGGGACGAGCGCUGAUGCCUACCAACACUGUCAAGUUGGAGUAUUCAAACUAUGCGCACAUCGAUGUCAAACGACGAGGCGCCAAGGGCAGCAAGCGAUACUCGUUCGAAUACUGGGGACACGACUAUUCGUGGAAACGAAUCGUCGAUACGGAUGAUCACGAGAGCGUCUCUUACUACCUAGUGCGUUCUGAUGGCGGGAAAGAACCCUUGGCCCACAUAAGCCCUCUUCGCUUGACUCAUGAUCAGGCGCGCGCGGAGGCAGCAAUGGGUGGAUGGAUUCCACCUUGCUACAUGCGCAUCACCGACGAAAAUGUUUUGAAUUCCACCAGCGAUAUCUCAGACAUUGUGGUUUCUACCGGGCUUAUGGCUUUGGUGGACGAUUGCAUCAAACGACGUUUUCACUCCAAACAAAGCACCGAGUUGCACAUUCCCCUUUUGGGGAACAAAAUGCACAUCGACUACGUUGGCCCCAAACGUCUGAUUGAUGAAGUGUUCCAUCGCAACAAGCCUAGUAUAGCAGCAAGCAGACAUCCGUCCGCGUUGCGUCGUACUGCGACACACGCAUGA
This is a messenger RNA of Periconia digitata, 1383 nucleotides long. NCBI's taxonomy places the organism in Eukaryota, Fungi, Ascomycota, Dothideomycetes, Pleosporales, Periconiaceae. The record is from the annotation of a GenBank genome assembly.